UGUCAGCGAGCGCUGCAGGUUGAUCGCCGCGGCUGCAGAUGAGCGGAGCCCGCGCGGGCGGGGGGGCGGCCGGGGCAGCGCCGCCGGGGCCGGUCGGCGGCCGGCGCACUAUGCGAGGCCGGGAGGAUGGCGGUGGAAGCUAUCCAUUGCAAUCUGAAUCCAAAUGGUAUUGAUCACCCUGUCCCCACAGAAGGCAUUAACCUGCAGCUUGAAGGUGAAGGAGUUGAUUCGCUGGCGGUCAAGAGCACUGGUACUCCCAAAGGGCCCGAGUCAAAAGACACACCCAAGAGACAAGUGGAGCCAGAAAUAUCUAAGUCUGGGACUGUGAAGCUGACUAAGCCUGUGGCGUUAUGGACCCAGCAGGAUGUCUGCAAAUGGCUGAAGAAACAUUGCCCUAAUCAGUAUCAAAUCUACAGUGAGUCAUUCAAACAGCAUGACAUAACUGGCCGUGCUUUGCUGAGACUUACUGACAAAAAGCUUGAACGAAUGGGCAUUGCCCAGGAAAGCCUGAGACAGCACAUUCUGCAGCAAGUCCUUCAGCUGAAGGUGAGAGAAGAAGUCCGAAACCUCCAGCUGCUUACACAAGCCCCAGCAGAGAACUCUCCAUAAACAUUUCCAGCCUCUAAAGCUGCUGUCCUGCCACUUGAGAUGAAAGUGAACUUUCCUUCAUGAAAAAACCACAAUAAAUGGCGCUGCCAGAAGAUGACCAUGGAGGAUUGAAGACAAACUUGAAGAAAAAUCAGCCCACUCAGCUGGGGAGACCUGGUUUGCUGUGGAGUAAAUAUGUGGUGCAAAAUAUCCAAAAGAUCUAAUUUGUUGAAAAUGGUCAUUGACAGACCUUUAGCUGGAAAAUUUCUUCCAGUCUUCAUCACUGUGCAUAACUUUUGAGUUCCCUUUAGGGGACUGUCUAUGCCCUUCACUAGAAGUCCUGUUUUAGCAUGGCAACUACUGGAUUCUUUUAUUAUGUAUGCAGAUGGCAUGAUGUUUUAGGAAAAACUUACAACAAUUCUCCAAUCUCAGUGGAUAUGUUCACAAUAUUACACCCUGAUAGGAAUGUAAACGUCUUGUAUGUGUUAGUUUUGCAGUCUAAUGGUAUUCUGUUAAACAAUAUCAGCACUUCAUAUGUGCUUCUCUCACAGAACUAGCACAGUCCAUAUAUAUAUAAUGGUCCUUUUUUAAAUUACUGAGGAUAUGUUUCAGUGUUUGUGCUGAGACUGCAUCCAAACUAAGCCCAGUACUAGCAUCCCUUCACUGAUUCACAGUAGGUUGUGUAGAUAGAUUUGCACGUGGCAGAUGUGACUUCUUUUAUCAAGACUUAGAGAAGAGCUGUCACAGAGGUAGCCAAAACCAGGGUAGUUUGAAUGAGCUGUAGGAUACUGUGUCUGCUCUCCCUCUCACCCACCAAAUAUCAAAGGGUCCUGUUUCUGGUGUGCCAGUGUGUUUUCUAACUCAGCGAGGGAGAGGCAAGGGAGAGAGCCUUUCUCAGACAUGUAUGUGACCCUGGGUUUGGUCUGCAAUAAAACCAGAAUAAACUGGAAGAAUUCAGGUUCUUUAUGCUGGCCACCACUUAUGUUUUGGGCAGGGCUGGGAAAUUGUGGUCCAAACCAAACUCUCUAAAAAGGUAAAGUGUAAGACUAUACUUCUAAGGAGCAAGACACUCCCUUUGGAGAGGGCAGAUUUCUUCAUUAACUUUUUCCACUUUCUACUCAAAACAGUAUUUUGGUAGGAACUGGGAAUAAGCAAAUGGUUCCAAUAAGCCUUUCAAUAUACUGUAGCAGGCUCAUGACUGUUGCAUUCAAUCUGAACGUUGUUUUUUGUUCAGUCUCUGAAUGGCUGACCUCAUCACUGGUUGUAUCACAGCUGGCUGUGGUGCUGUUUCUUCCAUGGGGACUCAGUGGAAUUAGUGUCUGUCCCUUACAUCAGGACCUUCUCAGCACACUCUUUAUAAUGAACAGAUGUCAUCAACAUUCUGAGGGGGCUUACCUCUUUGUUGCUUCUUUCUUUAAAAUCAAAGGUAGCUUUUUUGUGUACUUAAAGACUGUCACUCUCUCCAGCCUGAUAGAGUUGCUGUUAGCAUUAAUUCCAAACUCUGCAUGAGACAAUGCUGUGUGAAGAUGCAGUGAUGGAGAGAAUGUGCAGUUAGAGUAAGUCACAGGCACCUUUCUGGAGGAAGCUCCUGUAUUAUAAUUCUUAAAAAUUGUUGUGCAGUUCAUUGCUAGAGAAUGGAAGGUCAACCACUGAGGGUGUCUGUAGAACAAACAGAUAAUUAUCUUCAGGGUUUAAUUUUUUUAGAUGGUUAUGGGCUUAGGUUUCAGCUCUCCACCCAUCUCAGAUUCAGCAUAGUGGAUACUUCUAUAGCACUCAGUGCAAAAGCAAAAUAUUUUUACUGGUGACAAAGAUUUUCAGAAGUUGCUAGUGAUUUUUAAUGGUUUGGGUCUUUCCAUGGAUUCUCAAAUGGAGUUCCCAAGAAUUACAGAGUAGUAAGCUUCUACAUUCUCUUUCUGAAAAUCCUGGUCCCUAAUUUCAAAUUAAUUGGUGUAAAAAUUCUCCUUAAAACAUAAGGAUCUUUGCCAAUUGCAACAUUUGCACUUUUUAGAGCUUUUCAUAGGGUCGCAGGUUGGAAUCUGAUACCAAUAGAGCUGGCCAUGUGCAUGGCACAGGUCCACUGUAAGCUUCAGCAAAUUUUACAGCUCUUUCUGCUACAGGUUUUCAAAACACACUCUGACAACUGACAUCGAUUUCAUGUUGCUAAAGCAAUUAAAAACAAAAUACUUUGAUUGAUAUAUUAAAUUAAAAGAGAAUGCUAUACUUCUACAGUAGGAGUUCUCUUAUUUUACUACCCGGUGAAAAAAAUCCAGAAUAAUUUGAAUGAUAAAAGAAGAGUUUAUCAGAGAAUGUUAUCUUUAAAGGGUGUGUGAGAAGAAGUUGGGUUAGGCAGAGAGCCACUAGAAGCUUUUUUUGUAUCAAUGUUAGUUUUGAACAUCUUCCAGUAUAUGGGCAUGAAUUUAGAUGUGUGCACUUACCCUGUUAAAACAGUUUGUUUUAAAAGCUUCCCAGGAUUUUAGCUAUGGUGACCUAGAAAAGCAGUGUUAUAGGCCCUGAGAAAUGUGAAAAUCAAGUCCAGACCCCUGAAUAGCCAGACUCUGAGAGAUGUCUGCUGUAGGUGCCUAUUGGACAAACCUCCCCUGAAGCUGGUUUGGUCUCCAUCCUGCAGCCAGCCUAUGCAUGUGGAUAACUGCAAGCAUAGCUCCCCCGAGCCCCGUGACACUUCUCACGUGUGUGACUGUCUGCCAGAGCCAUAAGGAAAUAACUGUACUUUUUGGCUUGUAUUUAACUAUUCAUUGUGUUUGGAUUUUUUUAAUCGCUGUUAUUCUCCCAAAGUAGGCCAUGCUUCCUCAGGGAUAUUUAUGAAAUGUUCUACAUCUCCUGAACAACUAUCUGGAUCCCAGCGUAUUCUUCUGAAAACUUUUUAAUAUAAAUAAACAUGUGGGAGAGGUUUUUGUUCUUAUGAAUGGGGGCAGGUACUGUGUUCUCGGAAAGGCUGUUGAGUGCAGACAAUCAAGUCUAUUGCAUUUUUUAUGCUGAACACCUUAUUAAUACCAGACAUAUCCGCUUUUGCCUGGGUCGCAGGAACAGUUCAGGAGAAAGAAUGCUUUAUCUCUAGUCAAUAAAUCAUUUAUGUCGAGAGUGCCAAAGACCAAGUCAACAUGAAAGGGAGCAAAUAAGUUAUUCCGGCAAAGGAAGUGAAUUUAAAUAUGCUCAGAGCCAUUAGUUCACUGCAAAAGAGUGGAAGACUAAUGCUGUUUUCAUAAAGCGGCCAUUAUCAGCCAGUGGAGAUAGAUAAAUUCAUCAAGGUCGUGCUGCUGUUACAGUGAUCACCAGUUGUUAUCUGUGAGACAAGGCAGGGUUGUGACCAGGACCCUGUUCCUGUGCAGACCUGCAGCCUUCCUCCCAGUCCGGAGCCUGCCCCUGCUGCCACGUUCCCCUGGUUUCCCUGUGCCCAGGUUCAGCAUCAGAUCCCUCCAGGAAUCCCUGUCAGAGCUCAGCCAUCCCGAGUGCUUCGCUCCAUGAGACGGCCUCCACCAGAAACCUGAAGGAAUUGCUGACCCCAGAGGGCACACUGCAGCUGAGAUCAUCCUUUGCCCUCUUUGGUUGCUCGGGUUUUUUCAUCUGGGAGGCUUUCUGUGCCUGAACACCUGCCAUUUAUUCUGUUAAGGGAAAGGCAGCCUUCCAGGAGGGGAGUUUGGAAAAGCUCCAUGAGCUCUUUGGCUUUGCUUGUCCAGAUGCAUUGCAGUGCUGUACCAGUGAGUCCACCCCUCCCUGUCUCUUCCUUAGGGUAAGUGUUGUCACUCAACUGCAGCUCCAAUGUCAUUGAGGAAAUUAAACCAUUAAAAAUUACAAACUUCUGAGUUUGCCCUGAAUUUUCAGAAGACCCCAUGCUGGACCCUGGCAGACCUCCAUUGGCACUACUCCAUCACAGGCUCCAGAGAUGUGUUGAUUAGUGCCAGCCAAGGAGCCAGCAUCGAGGUGGCAUUUUUUUGUGAUCACUAAAAUGAACCUCCCUCCACCUGCCACAAAGCCAAAAGAUCUGCAUUAUUCAAAAUAAAGCAAAGUGAAACCCUGCAUUUUUCACAUUGGUCCCCUUAAGAAUUACCAUCUCUGCCAUCAGAGUCUCCUUGAACAGUUCUGCUGCAGGACUGCAAUUAACCCCGGUAUAUAUAGGCUGUCAAUAAGAUUUUAAUUUAAAAAGAGAAGGUCCUUUGGUAUAAUUAAAAUUGAUGGGUGAGGGGAAAAUAUGACCAGCAUUACCUGCAACCUCUUAUAGUAAAAUUCAGGAAAGUAAUCUGGAGGGAAAAAAACCCCACCAACAUAAUGUAUGGGUGAUUAGGCAGGCUCAUGAGGAUAAAUCAGCAAGUAAGGAAAGUAGAUGCUUAAUGAAGGAAGCCAAAAAUGUAUGGGAAGUCAGUGGCAAAUAGGUUAGGGCUGGUUACACCAAAGACUUUACAUAUAUCCUAAUAAAUACUGUCAUAGCAAAGCUAAGUGUGAUGUUAGACAGGCCCAAUGCAAAAGAAUAAGUGGUUUGAUACAGAAAACUAUAGACUCAUUAGCUUCCUAUCAGUCUUAGGCAAAGUAGUGGAAAAGUUGAUAUGGUGUAAUCAUUAGAGAAAUUAAAAACUGAUAAAAUCGUUCAUAUUAUUUUUAUAGAACUGUAUUAUGCCAAAUAAACUUGCUAUUAUUUUUGUGGUAUCAAAGGUUUGUUGAGAAAAGAAGCUCUGCUGGUAUACUAUACUUAGCCUCCUAUAGAGCAUUUGAUUCUGAUAAAGAACAAAAUACCACAAUGCAAAAUCAAUAUCACCCAUAUUUAAUGGAUUAAAAAUGGAUUACAGGCUGAUCACAAAAAAUAGCUGUAAAUAUGAAUUAUUCUCACUGAGACUCUUUCUGAUGAGCUCCUCCCAAGGUUUGCUCUAUUUUCAAUAUACCCCCCAGGGAAAGAGAAAAUUACUGUUGGCAACAGCCAGAGAUGACGAAAACAGGGGCACAAUAAAUAAUCAUCUGAGCAGGUCAGUACUGGAGAAUAACCUGGAGAACAGAAAAGUUAAAAAUCCAGGAGAGAUGGCAGCAAGUCCAACUUAGUAGCAUGGGGAGUAUGCAAUAACACAGUGGCUGUGAAGGUGUCAUAAAUUAUCUGUUCAGCAUCAGCCCCAGAGAUGCCUUUGCCAGCUGGGAUGUAGGACCUGGCAAUAGCGAUGCCAUUCCAGUCUUUCAAAUAAAGUAUCAACAACCUGGGAAGAUUCUUUUCAAUAGUUCCCAGUGUCAUUCAAGGGCAGGAAAACAGGUCUCAUUAUAGUGUCAAGCUAAUGAAGCUCAAGCUAUUAAUUUAUCUCAGAAGCAAUUUGAAGCAGUGACUUGAUCUCUGUCUGCAAUCACAAUCUUCUACCUGGGCAGGGAAGCACUGUCUGAAGGCAGGUAGCUCUUCUGUUUGGAGGAAAAGGAAAUUAUGUGCUCUGCUGGUUGGAAACUGAUUUCAGGCUAGAAAUUAAGUGCAAAUACUCAACAGGGAGGAUGAUUACUAGUGGAGACAACUUACUCAGUUACCUGGUAUGUUCUCCAUCACAUAAAGUCUUUAAAUGUAUGCAGAGUAUUUUUCUAAGUCAAUAAGCUCUACCUCAAACUGAAAUCCAGGCUCGGUGCAGCAAUUACUGGAUGAAGUUAUUAGGCAUGUGUUAUGCAAGGAUUAGACUAGAUCAUCAGAUGUAAACUUCUGAAUUAAAAAUAUCCUGAAGUUUCCAAUAUUACAGGAAGGCAGGGCGAUCUAUAUCCUCUUUUUUUUUCUCUCCCCCACAAAAUUGUAUUAAUUUAAACAGCUUCUGUGGAAAGCUGUGCAUUUGGUAUGAGCAUCACUAGGUCUGCUCAAGUUGUAAGGUUCUGUUGCACAUAUUUAAAGGAAGAUAACUGGACAAAAAAGGACAACAAAACCCUUGGACAUACCAAGAGUCUGUAGCUUUUCAUUGAUGGCAGCCUGGGACAAAAUGUGCAUGGAAAUGAUGGGGCCAUGUGGAUGUGUAGUCAAAGUAAGUCGUAACAGCUGUGGGUUUGCCUCUUAAGGAGGCAGCAUCUUGCUGGCAAGAAACAGAUUUUCGUGUCUGCAACAAGUGGCAGAGAAGCUGCAGUGCUGUUGGAGAGGGUGAUUGUAUCACUGUGCAGCUGGGCACAGUACACAGGUUCCUUGCUUCAAAGACAGCAAACUUCUGCUGUCAUGAGGAGCCCCACUGGAGCUGGUUAAUAAAGCCCUGGAAGUGAAAUUACAUCAGUGGGAUUACCCAGAGACAUGACAGCUGCUCCCAGCAGUGGGUUUUUGCCAGACUGGGUCCUGUUACCAUUGACUGGAUUGAAUGUUGUACUUCAGAAAUAAGCAAAGGAGUACUUGGUGUCUGAUUCAGAUCUCACAAAACCACUGUUGAUGUGCACAAGGCAAGUGUGAACCACUGGAGUCAUCUUCCACGUGCUUCAUCAACUGUGGGGAAAGCACAAACUGGGGUGUACAGUCUAAAGAGUAAACAGCUCACACAAACAAGGGAAACUAUAAAAGCAAUACUUACUGCAGAUUGGUAUUGGACACCUCACAGCUCUGGAGGAGAGUGUUCUGUGACAGGCAUGGCUGGGGCCAGCUGGAAUGGGGCGAAGCUGGACUGGCACAUGACUCUAACAUCUGCUUCUGCCAUAAGAGUAGGACUGACAGCAUUAUCACAGCUCAAGCUCAGACCAGGCUCAGUCUAAGAAGGAAAUGAAAAGCUCCUUUCUGGUACUAAUUCCAAAUAUAUCUAAAUAGUUUCUCAGAAAAUAAAAAUGCUCUGUAGUUGCUACACCUCUAAUCACAUUCCUUCUAUUAAGCAUUUGCCUUGAAUUUAUCUAUUUAAUAUCAUGAGUCACCAAAUUAAAUAGCAAAACACAGGGGUUUUUAUAGCAGAGAGAUUGGUAUUGCAGCAAAACUGCAUGUAAGCAAUAAGAAGCUGUGCAGGGAAGGAAAAAAAACUCAGAUUGUCCCAUCAGAUGCUAUGGGGACUUAUAAGUUGUUUGGGUUUUUUUCAAUAUUGAGAGGUCAGCUUUACAUCUAGGCAGAAGUUUUCCUUACCAAGCCAGGUUUUGGUCUCAAGAGCAGAUACAUAAAGAAAUGUUUGGAGUAAUUUUAGAGCUUUGUCUACUUCCCUUGUAUGUAAGAGGCUCCUUCUCGGCACUUCUGAGAAAGGUGGAAAAGAGAUUAAGUGACAGUAGAAGAAGAACAGAGGGACAGGAGUUUCCAGCCUAUGCAAAGCAUCUCAGCAUGAGACUCACAUCUUGUCCUUCUCCCCUGAAUCCAGCCCCACUGACCAAGGGGAGGAAUGGAGCCAUGCUGGGCUACCCCACAGGCAGAGAGCAGUGCUCUGUCUGUGCUGAGUAGCUCCUGCAGCCACAGCAGGAGACAUUUCCUGGCAGGACUGGACAAUCCCCUGGUGAUGGGAAGGACCAGCAUUUCCCCAGAGGGGAUGUGUCCUCCCAGGAGAAGACUCCUUUGCUUUGCACUAAGCUGCAGGGAUGUUUGGCAAGGCUAAGAUGUGUAUUUUUAAAUUUCUCACAGAUAUUGCAGAAUCUGAAGGUGGCAGGGCAGUACCUUGGGACAUGCUGGGCUUUGCAUUCAGUUUCUUGUAGGGACUGCAGCUACCUGGACCUGCCUCGAAAUUAUUGUUUCUUUUUCACUGUCUGGGUAAGAUGGGAGGAAUGCCUGCCUGGCUCUGCACACCAUAAACCAGCAAAGGGGGCUCUAAAUUUGGGGUCCUCUGCUUUGGGGAGUUGAAUUUAAGGUUGUUUGAACAUGACCCUGAGGAUGUCAGGCAGAUGGAAUUGCAGUUGCACCUGAGUUGUCUCCAAAGGCUGCUUCCCAAAAAGGAGCCCAUGGACAGAAUCAGAUACCAGGCUGUGCUGGUGCAUCCACAUCGGCCUCUGAUGAUGGACAUGAGCUGCAGGGAGUGAGAGGGAGGCUGGGAUCAAGGUCCUGGGGAAUCUGGUCACUUGAUGCAGGACAUGGGAUGCAGAAAGGCUGACUGCAAACCCUUGGCCAUGGUCAAAGCAGUCACUUGAAGCCAGCAAGCUGUGUCUGAUCCUGCUGCCUUUGGACUCAGUUCUGGUUUAGAUUCACUAAGGAAAUGCUCUAAGCCAGUGAUCUCCUUUUAAUGUUAACUUGGUUGAUAACCUAGGAAGAUGCCAGCACUCUAAUGCUUAUAAAGUGACACACUGUUAUUCCCAGUACAUCUAUGGCUGAACUUUUUAAUGAUGGAGCCAAAUGAGGUGGCAUGAGACAAAAGUGUGCCUUUUUGUUUGAUGUACACUGCAUUUCCCCAGGCAUCCAAGGUGUUCAGCUGCACAGUAGUGCUUUUUUCCCAAAACAAAACUUAUCAUGCAAGCUAAUUUUUAGUAUACAAAGUGGCCAUCACUUAAUUCCAACUUACAGCUUUUAUAUUCAGUCUUUACUUCCUUCUGUUUUCAAAAAUCAACAAAAAUAAAGCCCGGGCGGGAGGGAGGAGUUCUUUUAAACAAUAAAAUUAAAACCAAUAUCAAGUUUUUGGUAUCUUUGGGCAUGAUCUCUGGAAGCUUUGGGUAUCUGCUUUAUCAUUUUGUAUAUUUGACAAUUUUGUACUCUGCAUUGUUUGACUUCAUUUGUGCAUGGCAAUGUAUUAAAACAUGGAAUUUUUAUUAUACAGUAAAA
Camarhynchus parvulus is the source of this 9241-nucleotide messenger RNA. It is a transcript of the gene SAMD12, whose product is annotated as sterile alpha motif domain containing 12. Gene Ontology annotation, biological process: cell surface receptor protein tyrosine kinase signaling pathway. NCBI's taxonomy places the organism in Eukaryota, Metazoa, Chordata, Aves, Passeriformes, Thraupidae. Bases 127 to 609 code for a protein of 160 amino acids. The record is from RefSeq and is a predicted model, not a curated record. Gene Ontology annotation, molecular function: protein binding. Gene Ontology annotation, cellular component: cytoplasmic side of plasma membrane. The transcript is spliced from 5 exons.